This is a messenger RNA of Ogataea philodendri, 768 nucleotides long. RefSeq lists its product as uncharacterized. The transcript has a single exon. The coding region runs from base 1 to 768 and encodes 255 amino acids. The record is from RefSeq and is a predicted model, not a curated record. Lineage: Eukaryota; Fungi; Ascomycota; Pichiomycetes; Pichiales; Pichiaceae.
AUGAAAUCGCUGUUUCACUCCAAGAACAGAUCCACCAUUCUGUGGCUGGCGAUUUUGCUCGUUAUUGGUGUUUUCUACCUUAUCCCGCGCUCCUCUGAGGUUGAGGUAGAAGACGAACUCAACAGCCUGGCUAAGCCCAGUGUUGGAAGCUCUCCGAGAAAUACGUUGGAAGAAGAUUUUGUGCUGGAGAGCAAGCUAACUACGCCAGAGGUGGUGAACAACAAACAAAGCUCUAAAAAGGAAGAGCAGGAACUAGGAGACCGCGCAGAGAUCCAGGCCAUCAACAAGGAGGUUUCCAAGUUAACGGCUGGAUCUGAAAACUCCUUCGAAUUAGACGAAAAAGUCGCUUCUAAAGAUUCCGUGAAGGAAAAACCCCGCCCUCCAAAGUCUAACAAGAAGCCGGCUUCUCAAGACUCGGAAUAUUUUGACGCAGACGAACAGCACGCCGAAGUGUUUGAUGAACCCUCGGUGGUGAAUAAAAACUUGGAAGAGGCUACAUCAUCAUCUACUCAACCCGCAUCAAAGGCUACCAAAAAUUUUGCCGCAAAGCAUAAGGGCACAAAUCAGAGCUCCAGAUCGAAACCAAAGGCAGACGUCAAGCCAGAGAACGAGAAAUCCGAUAGCUCCAAGAGACCAGCAAGUCUCAAAAAGGUGAGUGAUAAUAGAAUUUUGGGUAACGAAGAGGCGUUGGCAGAGCCUAAGAAAGCUCCCGCUGCAGCCUCAAGCGGACAAUCUGAACAAUCUGAACAAUCUGAACAAUAUUUUUAG